Molecule: messenger RNA, 1578 nt
Organism: Eublepharis macularius
Lineage: Eukaryota; Metazoa; Chordata; Lepidosauria; Squamata; Eublepharidae
Exons: 13
Coding region: 64-1578 (504 amino acids)
Source: RefSeq, a predicted model, not a curated record
AAAAGUUUUAAAAAGAGUUUAUGGCAUAUCAGUUGCUAGUCUUAUCAUCCGUACUGAGGCAAAAUGGAUAAAAUUUACAAGAUCUCUUCAACUGAGAGGGUCCAACAGGUAGAAAAAGAGCUAGCAGUACAACUGGCUGAACUGAAGACAGAAAUAGAAGAUAAUGGAGUUCUACAGGGAACACCACACAAGGCUUAUAGCUCUGUUCCCCUCCCAAAAGAUAUUUAUUUUUUCAGAAGAGAAAGAGAGUUGGCACUGAAGAAAUGUUUACAGGUAGCAGAGGCAAAGCCGCUUGUAAUUCAAGCUGAUGUCAUGCAGAGGGAGCUAGAUACCUGUCUGAAAAGAGAAUAUAAUUCUGAAAGCUUACCUUUAUUACUGCAUCAGUUUUUUACAGAUAGAAUUGCCCAGUUGGUCCAAAGCAAAUAUUUAUACAUGCUUAGAUGGAAGAGAUUUUGUCAGCACAGCAGUGUUAUUGAGCAACUAUAUCCUCUUUACCAGAAACAAAUGGCUCACAUUAUGCAGGAGUACAAUGAUGCUGUUCAAAGGGCCGCCAGACUGUCAACUGCAAGAGAGAACUUCCUGACAGGAAAGGAAAAUCCUACCAGCUUGGUGACUCAGGAAGACCUAGCUAUUUACACACAAUGGCUAAUAUGUCACCUGCACUCACUUAAGGCCAUCCACAACUACCUUCAGGUACUCCAGUACUUGCCUAUCUCUCACAGAAUGGAGGUAGCCAUUGGCAGGCAUCAAAACCAAGGAGAUGGGAAUAAAUACAGAGCUGCCAGAAAACUGGAAUCCUUGUCUUCUAGUAUUCAGUUCUUUAUGUCACCUAAUGCCUCAGCAACAGAUGGAUUCGUGUCAAGGGAAACUGCCUCUGCACUUCCACAGCACAGAACAGAAACUGAUGAACUGAAGCCCCAGCUCAGACAUUUGCUUUCUCAGUUUGGUAUCAGCUACAACACUGAAGACUUGAGGCAUUCUGCUGAUGAAAUGGAACUUUUUUCUACGGUAACACAGAAGUUUCGAAGCAUCUUCAAUAAGCAGCAGAGAAUGAGAACAUUUCCUGUUUAUGAUGCUGGAACACCUGGAUCAGAAACUGGGAGUAUAGUAGACCCCAAAAUGGUGUUGAAAAAGAAAGCCAAUUGGAUUCCUUUUGUAAAGAUUAAACCUAAAAAAGAUCCAUGGAAAGAAAAACUGAUCAUGAAACUGAAACAGUGGAAAAAAGUAGAUGAACUUCUACAGCUUCAGUCAAAGUUUUUAGAGGAGCAAACAAGUGAUGAUGGUGAUAAUAAUCCUAAUGUGACAAUCAGUGAGAAGAAUGUCAAAAAUGCUAACCGUAGUAACUGUUCCAAAUUGUCAAGCCGGAAGAAAGACCCAAGAUAUAAUUACAAAACUGCCUUACAGCUGUUGGGGUUAGAUGAGGGCACAGAAGAGGCCAGCAGCAAGGACCUCACCAUGAUGAAAGGAGCCUACUUGUCUCUCCUUUAUUUGCGUCAUUUAAGAAUUAGAGAACUGCAGGAGUCCUCAACUACUUCAGGUCCAUUGAAAGAACGCUCACAAUCAGCACCUCGGGUCUGA